Cryphonectria parasitica EP155 is the source of this 333-nucleotide messenger RNA. RefSeq lists its product as uncharacterized. The transcript is spliced from 3 exons. NCBI's taxonomy places the organism in Eukaryota, Fungi, Ascomycota, Sordariomycetes, Diaporthales, Cryphonectriaceae. The coding region runs from base 1 to 333 and encodes 110 amino acids. The record is from RefSeq and is a predicted model, not a curated record.
AUGGCUGAUACAGCGGCUUACUAUUCCGUCUCGACACUGGCGGUCAAACCGGAGAAUCAGGCCAAGGUGGUUGAGUUCUUCACCAAGGUAGCAGAAGCCACUGAGAAAGCGGAGCAAGCUGCUCAAAUUUACCGAUGGUACAAGGUCGAGGGGAAGGAUGAAUUUGUGUGGAUUGAGAAAUUUGCGAGUGAAAAGGAUUACCGGGCGCAUCAGCAAUCAUCGCAUGUUCAGGGACUUUACAAGGAGUAUCUUCAGUACAUCACGGAACCAUUUGUUUUCUUCCCUGUAGACACUUCCGAGGAUCAGCUUGUAGGGGGUUUUGAGAGGGCUUGA